This is a messenger RNA of Phoenix dactylifera (date palm), 1021 nucleotides long. RefSeq lists its product as uncharacterized. The record is from RefSeq and is a predicted model, not a curated record. Lineage: Eukaryota; Viridiplantae; Streptophyta; Magnoliopsida; Arecales; Arecaceae.
UCUUAUUUUUGAUCUUUUUAGUUGUAUUUGUAUUCAACAUGUUUUAAAUGUAUUCGUACAAAACAUCUGCUUCAAAAAAAAAUAAAAAAAAAAAUCCUUCGCACCUUAAUUUCCAGGUCCAAAAACUCUAUCCGAUAUUACUUCUCUGGAUAGCUCCAAAGUCUAUCCGAUGUUGCACCCCCGAAUCAUCAUCUACCAUUACUGAAUCCAUCGGAUGGUCAUGAUUGGCCGCGACAUUUCAGUUACAAUAUUCCCCAAAUCUUAAUUCAAUUAUUUGCCUAAUCUAGCUUAAAAGUCUCUACCGUUUCUCAAAUCUAUCUCGAAUCUCUUUCCUCAGUAUUAAUACUUCCCUCUUGGCUCCCUCCAUCUUCUCCUUUCUUUCCCCUCCCCAACUUUCUCUCUUUUUACCACGCUUCUCAUGCCCCCAUCGCCGGCGGGCGGCGACUACGAGCUCCGCCACUGGAGGGUGGUGGCGAAGCCCUCGCUCCGGCGGCGGGCCAUCGCGAUCCCGCCGCCGCUCGACCUCAACGGCGGUGGCGACCUUGAGCUGCAUCACUGGAGGAGAGUGGACACCGGCUACACCAGCCUCCGCGACAUCCUCGCCUCGUCCCCCUCCGCCUCCUGCGGCCUCCUCUCCCCCUCCCCCUCCUCCGCCGGCCCCGGCGAGAUCCAGAUCAGGAACCGGCUGGUGAAGCAGGCCGCCUACGCCUACCUCCAGCCCACUCCCUCCUCCUGGGAGUCCACCCCCCGCCGCCGCCGCGGCCCCCUCCGGCGGCUUCUUUCCGUCCUCUCCUGCGGCCUCGCCGGCUCCUGCUUCCACUUUGUCGACCUCUUCCUCCAAUCCAUCCGGCGAUCUCGUCGUUGACGUUGACCUUGACGGCGUCUCCCUAACGGCGGCACGAGUUCCACAUUUCUUUCUCUUUCUUUUUUUCUUUUUCCCCUUAUCCUUUUAAUUAACUUUUUGUACAUAGCACGGAUAGGAACAAAGAAACAAUGCUGACUGAUUGGGAUUUGAUUUUUU